UCUACGCUUUUGAUUUGGAAUGGCAUUAUCGUGACCCUACUUUUAGGGGAAUCGUCAUUUCCACACCCUCUGGUUUUAAUUUUGAAAGCUCUUAUCCCUAUAGGUCACGCAUUUAUACUCGUUUCGACUUUGUGUUUGAUAUGUGCAUCGUCAAAUGCUGGAGUGAUGAUACAGAUCGCAUUUUCAAUGGCUUUCAAUGGUGUAUCCUCCUUCUUUUUGACAAGACGUGCAGCAUACCUGGAUGCAACUCAGAAGUUUUGGUCUACGGUUACAUCGAAGAAUUAGAUUUGUGUUUCGCUUUGAAUGGGAAGAUGAAGAUGUUCCUGCUGCUGGUGGUGCACCUCCUCCUCCAGUUUCAGCGGCGGAUUCUGCAGUGGCUGGUGGUGCACCUCCUCCUCCAGUUUCAGCGGCGGAUUCUGCGGUGGCUGCCGCCACCUCCGCUCAAGAAGCUAAUAAUUAUGUACAACAGGCCAAUACAGCAAGAAUCGAAGCUCAGGCACAUGCAAAUGUUGCCAUGGAAGAAGCAGCUCGUGCAACAGAUGCCAAAGAGAGAGCAAAUGUUGAAUGUGCAGCGGCCGCUGAUCUUGGUGCUAGGGCUGCGGUGACAGAGGUUUUAUUUACGUUUAGUCCUGAUGAUAUUAGUACAUGUUGCUUGCUUUCUAUAGAAUGGUUUCUUCUUACUUACCAUUUCUAUAGGAUUAAAUCUGAUCUUUUGUUUGUAUUUCUCCAAAUAAAUUGGUACUUCUUUUUUACCAUUUCUUUUGGAUUAAAUAUGAUUGUGUGUAUUUCUGCAUUUGUUCUGCACAAUAAACCUUAUUACAGAUCUAGUGAGAAAUAA
Messenger RNA from Lathyrus oleraceus (garden pea), 838 nucleotides. RefSeq lists its product as uncharacterized. The record is from RefSeq and is a predicted model, not a curated record. Lineage: Eukaryota; Viridiplantae; Streptophyta; Magnoliopsida; Fabales; Fabaceae. Bases 242 to 838 code for a protein of 198 amino acids. The transcript has 2 exons.